This is a messenger RNA of Cinara cedri, 3033 nucleotides long. NCBI's taxonomy places the organism in Eukaryota, Metazoa, Arthropoda, Insecta, Hemiptera, Aphididae. The record is from the annotation of a GenBank genome assembly.
CCCGUCCCCGUGCUCGACAGACGUCAACAUAACCAAAUUCUCUCUUUCCUUCGUUCUGGUUUUUAUCUGGAAAUGGCAUCCACACUUUGAGUUUGCUUUUUAUCGAAACACCUUUGACAAAUUUUUCGUUUUAUUUUUAUAUAUUCCUAAAGGUAAGUUUUCAGGACUGCAUUUACAAGUACUUAAAUGACGAUCGUACACGGUUUGGCGUACGAUGCACGAAAUCGCUCGGCCUGCUUCUGCCUGAGCAUGUGUCACGUUUAAUAGCGUCAUCGUGUGACUUGUGGUUUCGUUUACAUUCACAACACAUCGGCGGUAAAUUAAAAUCUCUAUUGUUUACAGUUAAAUGGCUGAGACUCGUGGAAAUUUCCGUGGAGGAUUUGGCAGAGGUGGUUCUCGCGGUAGAGGACGCGGACGUGGCCGUGGCCGUGGCAGAGGCAAGGAAGCCGAAAAGGAAUGGGUACCAGUAACUAAGCUUGGCCGUUUGGUCAAAGAUGGAAAAAUAUCUUCCUUGGAAGAGAUUUACUUGUUCUCGUUACCUAUUAAGGUGAGUUGUGAUAGUAUUUGCUAGGUAGUGUACUGAAUAAAGUUACUUUAUUUUUUGUACAAAACAGCUAUAGUAUCAUCAUAGAGCUUAAUUUGUAAUCUAUCUUAUAUUUUAUAUAUGUAUAUUUUAUCUCUACAGGAAUUCGAAAUCAUUGACUUCUUCAUUGGUUCUUCAUUAAAUGACGAAGUAUUGAAAAUCAUGCCAGUUCAGAAACAAACACGUGCCGGUCAGCGUACCAGAUUUAAGGCUUUUGUUGGUAUGUAUUUGGUUUAAGCAGUGAUCAUAAUAAUAUUAUGUAAUUAAUAACUAUUAAAGUAAAUUUUUAUGGUUGUUUUAUAUUAAAUUAAUCUGUAUAGGUAGUAGGUGCUGUACAAACUGUAUUAACUCUUAUGUAUCCUCAAAUCAUUUAAUAUUUUAUAUUUAUACAUAAUUUUAUCGAUAUUUUUGCACUUUCUUCCAAAAUGUUUAAAAAUCUAUCUUUUAAUAUGUUAAUAUAUAUAAAAACAUUCGGACAUACCUCACACGGUAGAGGGGGUAUCAUAGUAGGUUUGAAGUGAGGAAGAUAGAGGGGUAAUCUGUAUGCAACAAUGUAUUUCUAAUGAAAACUGAUUUUGAGCAGAGUUUGGUUAUUCGUGUUUUGAAAAGCUAUAAUAUUUAUGGUUUAAAAAUGAUACAUUAGUAAAAAAUUUCCCCUAGUUUUCCUAUUUAUUAUGAAAACCCUCUUGAAAAUUAGAAAUGAUCUCCUUAACUUAAAGUACUUGCUCUUUCAAAUUUCCUUUUAAUAAAUUAAAGGUUUUUACUUUUAAAUUUCAUAAUCAUUAAGCUGUCAAUACUCAAUAUCACUUGGAUUUUGUAUACACAUAAUUUAAUUAAUACUGCUUGAUAAUAAUAAAAUUGUUGUCUAUUUAUUUUGGAAUAAAAGAAAAAUUAUUUUAGAUUACAAGCAUAGCGAGGGAGCUAUUGGUUUUAUAAUGCUAUUUAUUUCUUCUUCUGUGUUCUAGUCUGGACAUGUCUUUUUCUUGUAAAAUAGCUUUUAUUUUUAUGUGUAAUAAGUUUUCUAAAAGUUCAAGUUGUUUAGAUUGUACUUUAAAGAGGUCAUUUUUUAAAUUAAAGCACUUGAGUGAGAAAAAAACUUAGGAAAACUUAAAAUUUCGUGAUUUCAUUAUUUUAUUAAAACAUGGACAACGUUUUCUAUCAGAAAAAAUGAUUUAAUCAAAAAUUACAAGACACUUUUUUGUUGAUAUUUUGAUUUACUUUCUUUUGAUAUUAUCACCAAAAUCUUUGAACCACUUUUAAGCUUUUAAGAAAUUUUAAUUUUUGGGAGUUUUCGCUGUAAUUUGUUUAUAAAUAUAUGUAGAGAUUUUAAAUUUGGUAACAAUACUUAUUGUUGAACUUACCUAGACAUGGUAAAAUUUCUAAAGUUAUUAGACAAAUUUUUUUUUUUUAAUAAGCGUUUUGAAUUUAAAAAAAAAAUUAGGCACUUCAAAUUAUGUAUUACUGAAUUGCACUCGGAAUCGUCUUUCGGCAAGUAAUGGUUUAUCAUUACUUAUAGAUAUAAAUGAAAUAACCUUAUGUAUUCUACCUUCCCAACUUUCACCUACAACAGUGGCUGCUCCCAUCCUCAGUAUCGGCUCUUUUUUCUCUAUUUUAUUUUCAUUGAAAAAUAAAUCAAACAUUUUAAUAUUCAUGCAUUUUUUUUUAGCUAUUGGUGAUUCCAAUGGACAUAUUGGUUUGGGUGUUAAGUGUUCGAAAGAAGUAGCGACAGCCAUUCGAGGUGCUAUUAUUUUGGCCAAAUUAUCUGUAGUUCCAGUACGACGAGGCUACUGGGGGAACAAAAUUGGAAAACCACACACAGUACCAUGCAAAGUAUGUUUAUAUUUAAACAAUUUAUUUGAUAUCCAUUAACUAUACAUAGUUUAUACUCUUCUUUUUAUAACAGGUAACAGGAAAAUGUGGUUCAGUAGCAGUACGUUUAAUUCCAGCUCCUAGAGGAACUGGAAUUGUUAGUGCCCCAGUCCCCAAAAAAUUAUUGACUAUGGCUGGAAUUGAAGAUUGUUACACUUCUGCACGUGGUUCUACUGGUACCCUUGGCAAUUUUGGUAAGUUAUGGAGUAUUAAUAAAAAUACAUAUCUGAACUAUAUUUUUGAUAAUUUUUUUCCCCAUAAUUUUAGCCAAGGCUACUUAUGCCGCUAUUGCAAAAACAUAUGCUUAUUUGACACCCGAUUUGUGGAAGGAUGUACCACUUAAGAAGACACCGUACUCAGAGUUUGCGGACCAUCUUUCAAAAAGCCACAAAGUCGUCCAAAAUAUGAGGGCUGAUAUAAUAUAAUUUUAUACUUGUUGAUGACGUGAUGCGAGCAAUUUAUAUUGUUUGAUAUCAAAUAAAAUGAUGUAAAAUUUUAUCCUGUGUAAAUUAUUCAAAUGAUAACAAUCAAAGACUGUGACCCCAUUCAGAAAAAAAAAAGCAGUUCAGAUUGGUGUAAGA